Messenger RNA from Chaetomium strumarium, 509 nucleotides. RefSeq lists its product as uncharacterized. Bases 122 to 379 code for a protein of 85 amino acids. Lineage: Eukaryota; Fungi; Ascomycota; Sordariomycetes; Sordariales; Chaetomiaceae. The record is from RefSeq and is a predicted model, not a curated record. The transcript has a single exon.
GAACUGGGUGUCGGGGCUGAGGAGUGUGAGGACAAAUGUUGGCUGCUUCUCGGCCUUUUCCAGAAAUGCGGCGUUGCAGCGAUUGGUGGACAGGGUCAAUACUAGCGCCUAGCAGGGGCCGAUGCUUGGCAGUCAGGGGCCAAAGGACAUAACCAAAACAACCGUUCUAUUAAUUCAGUUAUUUCUGAGUUCAAUUCCAUGUUCUGGAGGAUCAGUACACUAUCCAGGGGCUGAUACACCAACUAAAAGUUCCACAUUCAUGUUGAGGGUGAGAUGUGUACAUCCUUUUCACUCUCGCUUUCAUCCCAAGAAAAUCCCCCGCCGAAGUUUGGUGGGGCGCUGCCAGUCGGCCAACGUCAUUGUGUGGAAUUGUGGGUAAAGUUAUCAAUCCAUGGCUUGGCAUUCGACUCCUUUGCUGCCUCCCUAAACCUAACGGACGUCGGAGGCCUUGGAUCUCACCCCAUGAGAUCUGCUCCGAUCUCACAGAUCUUGCUUGGAUCCAAGUCGAU